AUGUCAUUAUUAUCACAACAUCGUUUUGAAAUACUUUCAUUAGUUGUUCGAAAUGUUCUUACAACAAAUUCAAAAAAUUUUCAAUUACAUGGUGAUAAACAACUUAUAGCACAAAUUUUACCAACAGCACCUGAACGAGCUUAUGUAGAGAAUAAUUGUUAUGAUUCAAGUCUUGAUCUUGGUUCAAUAGCAUAUACAGAUGUUUUACAACGUUUAUUAAGAUUUGGAUUUGAAAUUGAAUCAUCAACAUCAGGAUCUUAUAAUCCACCAAAACAAGAAAAAUCAAUUAUUAAAGAUGAUCCAUUAUUACGUUUACCACAGGAUUCAUUUGUUCUUCAAUAUACAUUAAUAAAAAAACAUGUUAUAGAAUAG
Messenger RNA from Rotaria sordida, 372 nucleotides. The record is from the annotation of a GenBank genome assembly. NCBI's taxonomy places the organism in Eukaryota, Metazoa, Rotifera, Eurotatoria, Philodinida, Philodinidae.